Messenger RNA from Cladophialophora psammophila CBS 110553, 1413 nucleotides. RefSeq lists its product as uncharacterized. The transcript has 2 exons. Bases 1 to 1413 code for a protein of 470 amino acids. NCBI's taxonomy places the organism in Eukaryota, Fungi, Ascomycota, Eurotiomycetes, Chaetothyriales, Herpotrichiellaceae. The record is from RefSeq and is a predicted model, not a curated record.
AUGCUGCUUCGACAGGACGGUGAAGGAGAUACAGUUGCCGGUGGUAUUCCGUUUUCCCACCAUGACUUUGAUAGACCAUACGAUGUUAUUGUCGUUGGCGGUGGUGCCGCCGGAAUCGGCGCUGCGAUAGGAGCUAAACAAGCAGCACCUAGUUCGCGCGUCUUGAUCGUCGAAUCAGAAGGAUGUCUCGGUGGUGCUGCAACUCAUCGAGGAGUAUUAUCUUAUUGUGGACUUUACAGUGUUGAGCCAGAGCCCAGAAGAGCGGUUGGGACCAUAUGGACAGAGAUCCAUUCUAGGUUGGUGUCAGAGGGCGCAGCCUCGGAACUUCCAGACAGAAUUGUUGCAUAUGUUCAGAAUGUCGACCCUGAAGGGCUAAAGCUUGUGCUUGACGACAUAACCACUUCUUAUGGAAUUGAGGUCCUGCUUCAUUGCUCGGUUGUUGCGGGUGAAAGAGUCGACGACAGAUUGACAACAGUCGAGGUUCAAGAAAGAAGAGGGAGGCGCAAAAUAGCGGGCAAAGCAUUUGUCGACUGCUCUGGAGAUGGAGAUCUAGCCUACCAUUGUGGGGCGUCGACCAGAUAUGGCAACCAUGGAAACGUCAACAUGGGUUCGUUGUCCACCCGGUUUGGUGGUCUGGCGCAUGCCAACCCAACAUCCAGCAUGUGGCGUGACGCUAUACUUGCUGCAAAGGCUGCAAAUCCGGAGUUGAAGAAGACAAUCCCUCGAAAUGUUGGCGUUCUGAUAAAGCUUCCCAGAUCAGGAGAUAUCUGCACAUAUAUGGCCUCUGCGAUGUACGACGCCACGGACAGCGCCAGUAUUUCGACUGCAGAGAGGCACGGCAGGAUGCAGGCAAAGGUGUACCUUGAUAUUCUUCGCAAAUUGCCUGGUCACGAGAACAUGUAUCUCGUCUCGACGGGACCAAAUUUCGGCACCCGCGAAUCUCGUCAUAUAAACUCGCGAUAUCAACUGAGCGAGGCUGACAUUGUAGGAGGCCGUAGCUUCGACGAUGCUGUGGCCGUUGGAGCUUGGUAUAUGGAAUGGCAUGAUGGAAGUAAGGAAGACUGGCCGAUCCUGUUCAAAGCACCGCCGGAGGGCACUUUCGAAAUCCCUCUUCGCUGUCUGCAUGGCGUCGACACCCCCAAUCUGUUUUGUGCUGGCCGUUGUGCUGAUGGAGACCAGGCAGCUUCCAGUGCAAUUCGUGUCAUGGGUACAGCAUUAGCCACAGGCCAAGCAGCUGGGACGGCGGCAGCGUUACAUUCCUUGACAGGAUGUGAUCCAGAUCCGCAAGAGGUUCGAAGUAUGCUGCUGGAGCAUGGGGCUCUUCUUGACCGUCAUGGUUUGAUAAAGGCGGUAGAGGUCGAAGAGUGUAGGGGUCUCAAUCUCACGCAUCAUGAGGCACUGAAAGGACAUUAA